Molecule: messenger RNA, 1917 nt
Organism: Dendrobium catenatum
Lineage: Eukaryota; Viridiplantae; Streptophyta; Magnoliopsida; Asparagales; Orchidaceae
Product: actin-related protein 3
Exons: 10
Coding region: 293-1576 (427 amino acids)
Biological process (GO): Arp2/3 complex-mediated actin nucleation
Cellular component (GO): actin cortical patch; Arp2/3 protein complex
Molecular function (GO): actin filament binding
Source: RefSeq, a predicted model, not a curated record
AAUCGGGAUCUGCUGCGGCCGCAGGUCGGACGCCAGAAGGUUGCGGCGAGGUGGAUGGAAUCGGCUCUUGCUCGUUGAGCUGCUGCUUUCCCUUGCGAUCCACGCCGAUUCAUUCACCGACAUCUCCAACCUCCGGUCCAAGUCGCCGACUUCACCAGCACGACUUCGGCGCCAGACCGCGCGCUUGCGCGUUCGCCCGACACUGAUCGCUUCCUCACUACGAUGUGCGGAUGCCCUAGAAGAAGGUCUCUCUCGGAUCUCACUGGCAGAUCCACAUCCCUCUUAUUACACAAUGGACGCCGCUUCUCGACCCGCUGUGGUCAUCGACAACGGAACCGGGUACACCAAAAUGGGAUUUUCUGGAAAUGUUGAGCCCUGCUUCAUCGUCCCUACUGUAGUUGCCGUUAAUGAAUCUUUUCUUAAUCAGUCAAGGAGUUCUAAUAAGGCAAAUUGGCUAGCACAAUACAGUGCAGGCGUAAUGGCUGAUCUUGAUUUUUUCAUUGGAGAGGAAGCUUUAUCUCGGUCACGCUCAAGCAGUACUUACAGUCUAAGUUAUCCUAUUCAUGAGGGUCAGGUGGAGAAUUGGGAUACAAUGGAAAGAUUUUGGCAACAAUGUAUUUUUAAUUACCUGCGGUGUGACCCUGAGGAUCAUUAUUUUCUUCUCACUGAAAGUCCACUUACAGCCCCUGAAAGUCGUGAAUAUACAGGAGAGAUAAUGUUUGAGACAUUUAAUGUCCCUGGACUAUAUAUAGCAGUCCAGCCUGUUCUUGCACUUGCUGCUGGAUACACCACUUCGAAGUGUGAGAUGACAGGGGUUGUAGUUGAUGUUGGGGAUGGGGCUACUCAUGUUGUUCCAGUUGCUGAAGGUUAUGUGAUUGGAAAUAGCAUCAAAUCCAUUCCUAUUUCUGGCAAGGAUGUUACUCUGUUUAUACAGAAGCUUAUGAAGGAAAGGGGAGAAAAUUUACCUCCCGAAGACUCUUUUGAAGUUGCUCGGAAGGUUAAGGAAAUGUAUAGCUACACUUGCUCAGAUAUUGUUAAGGAGUUUAAUAAGUAUGACAAGGAACCUAACAAGUAUAUCAAGCAAUGGACGGGUAUAAAGCCAAAGACUGGAGCACCAUACUCAUGCGAUAUUGGAUACGAGCGCUUUCUUGGGCCUGAGAUUUUCUUCAAUCCUGAGAUAUACAGUAGUGAAUUUACCACUCCAUUGCCAGAUGUAAUUGACAAAUGUAUACAAUCAGCGCCCAUUGACACAAGACGGGCUCUGUAUAAGAAUAUAGUGUUAUCUGGGGGGUCGACCAUGUCGAAGGAUUUUCAUAGAAGGCUCCAGAGGGACUUGAAGAAGAUUGUGGAUGCUCGUAUUGUUGCAUCUGAAGCUAGACAUGGAGGAGAAGUAAAGUCUCAUCCUAUCGAAGUUAAUGUGGUCAGUCACCCUAUACAAAGAUUUGCAGUUUGGUUUGGGGGUUCUGUGCUGGCAUCCACACCAGAAUUUUAUGGGGCAUGCCACACAAAAGCAGAAUACGAGGAACAUGGUGCAAGCAUUUGCCGAACAAAUCCCGUAUUCAAAGGAAUGUACUGAAAUGGUAAGAGAUUUCACUUUGUCAAACGCAUUUACUCGCGUAAGCUGCUUUCUCAGAAGUUCCCUCCCUCAAAAGCCUCCACACUACAGAAACCAAUAUACUACUGUUCUCCAAGAAUCUUUGCUCCCAAUUUGUAGACAAUUAUUAUUCGAAUGAGUUGUAUGAUAGAUGCUGUAUAGUUGUAACCCUUGCAUUUUUCACGCCAUCAAUUGAUUUUAUAUCAUAUUCUUUCCUGUGAAGAAAGCAUCACUAUCGCUUGUAUUGCUAGGAAGCAGUUUUUUUAGUUUAGCAUGUUGAGGAAUUAUAUGAUCAAUGUGAAAAUUUUGAAUUAUUCUCUUCA